Molecule: messenger RNA, 1825 nt
Organism: Sinocyclocheilus rhinocerous
Lineage: Eukaryota; Metazoa; Chordata; Actinopteri; Cypriniformes; Cyprinidae
Product: H(+)/Cl(-) exchange transporter 4-like
Exons: 10
Coding region: 121-1752 (543 amino acids)
Biological process (GO): transmembrane transport; chloride transport
Cellular component (GO): early endosome; Golgi apparatus; plasma membrane
Molecular function (GO): voltage-gated chloride channel activity
Source: RefSeq, a predicted model, not a curated record
CGCACUCACGCACCGUGACGUCAUCACUGCACGUCCUGCCGCAUCGGUUUAAUCUGAUGUUAUGAUGGAUAAACACUACAAAUCAUCACUGCAUCUUUAAUUUAUUACACAAACAGCGUUAUGGCGGAGGCAGAGGGCAUCAGCAGUGCCACUCCUACAGAGGAGAUGAACGACGCUGGGAACCUGAUGGACUUCUUGGACGAGCCGUUCCCAGACGUUGGCACUUACGAGGACUUUCACACCAUCGACUGGCUGAGAGAGAAAUCCAGAGACACGGACAGACACCGGAAGAUCACCAGUAAGAGUAAAGAGUCCAUCUGGGAGUUCAUUAAGAGUUUGCUGGACGCCUGGUCAGGAUGGCUGGUGAUGCUGCUGAUUGGUCUGCUGUCAGGCACGCUGGCCGGAGUGAUCGAUCUGGCUGUUGAUUGGAUGACAGAUUUGAAGGAAGGCGUGUGUCUGUCUGCGCUCUGGUACAGUCAUGAGCAGUGCUGCUGGACGUCCAAUGAGACCACCUUCGCUGACAGAGACAAAUGUCCUCAGUGGCAGAAAUGGGCCGAACUGAUGACGGGAUACACGGAGGGCGCAGGCGUGUACUUGCUGAACUACUUCCUGUACGUGCUGUGGGCGCUCUUCUUCUCCUUCCUGGCCGUGUCUCUGGUGCGAGUGUUCGCUCCGUACGCCUGCGGAUCAGGAAUACCAGAGAUAAAGACGAUCCUGAGCGGCUUCAUCAUCCGCGGGUAUCUGGGCAAGUGGACGCUGCUCAUAAAGACGGUGACGCUGGUGCUGGCCGUGUCGUCUGGCCUCAGUCUGGGGAAGGAAGGGCCUCUCGUGCACGUCGCCUGCUGCUGCGGAAACCUGUUCUGCAGCCUCUUCUCCAAAUACAGCAAGAACGAGGGCAAACGCAGAGAGGUUUUGUCGGCAGCUGCGGCCGCAGGAGUGUCUGUUGCGUUCGGAGCUCCAAUCGGAGGAGUUCUGUUCAGUCUGGAGGAGGUGAGUUAUUAUUUCCCUCUGAAGACGUUAUGGCGGUCUUUUUUCGCGGCGCUGGUGGCAGCUUUCACGCUGCGCUCCAUAAACCCGUUCGGCAACAACCGUCUGGUUCUGUUUUACGUGGAGUAUCACACGCCAUGGUACAUGGCCGAGCUGGUGCCGUUCAUCCUGCUGGGUGUGUUCGGGGGCCUCUGGGGGACGCUCUUCAUCCGCUGCAACAUCGCCUGGUGCCGGCGGCGCAAGACCACGCUGCUGGGAAAGUAUCCGGUGCUGGAGGUGAUCGUGGUGACGGGGAUCACGGCCGUCCUGGCCUUCCCGAACCCGUACACACGGCGUAGCACCAGCGAGCUGAUCUCCGAGCUGUUUAAUGACUGCGGCUCGCUCGAGUCCUCACAGCUCUGUGACUACAUCAACAACCCCAACAUGAGCCGACCCGUGGACGACAUCCCCGACAGACCCGCCGGCCCCGGCGUCUACAGCGCCCUCUGGCAGCUUGCGCUGGCACUCGUCUUCAAGAUCGUCAUCACCAUCUUCACAUUCGGCAUGAAGAUCCCGUCGGGUCUGUUCAUCCCCAGUAUGGCAGUGGGUGCCAUCGCCGGCCGUAUCGUGGGCAUCGCGGUGGAGCAGAUGGCUUAUCAUCAUCACGACUGGAUCAUCUUUAAGAACUGGUGUCGUCCUGGCGCAGACUGCGUCACUCCGGGUCUGUACGCCAUGGUUGGCGCCGCCGCGUGUUUGGGUGAGACGCUCCAGAUCCAGAAUCACUGAAUUGCUGAUGUAGAUUAUGAACUUUAUCUCUGAUCAGACAUGUUUUUAGGGGGUACCUACAUAAAAUCAGACA